Molecule: messenger RNA, 648 nt
Organism: Symbiodinium sp. CCMP2592
Lineage: Eukaryota; Dinophyceae; Suessiales; Symbiodiniaceae
Source: the annotation of a GenBank genome assembly
AUGGAGGCUGCGAGACCAGGGUGUAGAGAGUCCGAGGCAAGAAGGGAUGGGCCAGACUGUCCAACACCAAAGACCGACAGCGGCAAUCCCGUCAUCACCAUGCUCCGGAUUGGCAACGAGGGGUCAGGACGUAAGGAGUCGGGUGCCGGUGAGAACGGCUCGAGGCAUGCUUUGCCGAACAAUGACAGCACCAGGCCUCCGCAGGCAACGCCUCUAAAGGGCACAGAAAAUCCAAGCUGUAGAAAGUCAGAGGCAGGCACCAGCAAGCUCGGCCAUGCGGGGCUACGCAAGAAAGGCAAAGGGCCCGUGUGGGUCAUGUCUGGUGCCAGCGCUACCAAGCCCAGGCGCGCGGAGCUUCGAGGCGGUGGUGGCAAGCCCAGCCAUGCUGCAUCCAGCACAGGUAACAUAGAGCCGGGUUUAGAAAUGCCCAACACCGGGAAGGCAAGACCUGCACACGCGAAGGAUCUGAAAAACAGUGAGCUUCCAAGACGGAGAGAAUCCAGCACUGACACUGCAAAGUCCAUGCGAGUGGACGACCGCAAACUCAAAAAGGAGCCUGACCCAGCGCAAUCCGGCACGAGCAACAGCAGGUCAGGCCGACACAUGCUGGAGGUCGAAGCAGCGGGCUCUACUCGUCCGAAGCCGUGA